GUCAGAAAUUGAAAAUAAUUAAAAUACAAAAAAAAAUAACCUGAAAUCUACGAAAACAUCUAAAUCCCAUCCCAAAAUAAUUCUUAUAAAUUACAUACACAUUUGAUUUAAUUUAUCUUCCAAAAUGAACUUGUGUUUACGUCCAAGAAUUCUUAAAACCAGCUUAUUUAGUAAUUUAUGUCGGUUGUCUACCACAUCACCUGAAGUGAUAGAACAGAACGAAACAAUUCUAAUCGAAGACACUGAAAAUGUUCAGGCGAAAGAAGCCGAGAUUGAGAAGAAACGCAACAAGUCUCGGCUUUCAGAAUCACAUUACAACAUCGUCCAUGGGCGAAGACCAUACGAGACGCCAAAAUCUACUGCCCAUUUGACUGUGAAGUAUAACAGAAAAAUGUAUGGAAAAUACGGCAGUGCUAGUGGAGUUAAUCCUAGUUUAUGCUGGCCGACCAAAGACGAAAUAAAAGAAAAGCUAGAGUAUGAAGCUGUGGCAUACCCUUUUACAAUCAAGGAGAUGAUGGAAGCGGCUGCUGAGAAAAGAAAGGAAGAACAGCUAGCUAUUGAAAAGAGGGAACAAGAUUUGGCGAUGAAGUUUGAGAAGCUUGCCAUGUGGAAAAAGGAGCUCAAUGAUAAAUUGAAGAAGAAAGUGGCAGAGGCGGAAGCGGCAAAGGCCAAGAAAGAGAGGCUUGUUGAAGAAGUCCGAAGACACUUUGGCUUCAAAUUGGACCCCAGAGACGAGAGGUUCCAGGAAAUGCUGGCUAAGAGGGAGAAGGAACAGAAAAAACUUGAGAAACAGGCGCGCAAGGAAGCCAAAGAGAAAGUCAUGAUUGCACAGAUUCAAAAGAAGAGUGUUGAUUUGGUUUGAUGACGUGUUAAGAAUUUUUAUAGUGUAGAAGUUUAGAUUAAAGGUAUGUUAAUGUUU
Molecule: messenger RNA, 919 nt
Organism: Amyelois transitella
Lineage: Eukaryota; Metazoa; Arthropoda; Insecta; Lepidoptera; Pyralidae
Gene: CRIF
Product: large ribosomal subunit protein mL64
Exons: 3
Coding region: 125-862 (245 amino acids)
Cellular component (GO): nucleus
Source: RefSeq, a predicted model, not a curated record